Molecule: messenger RNA, 1002 nt
Organism: Lemur catta (Ring-tailed lemur)
Lineage: Eukaryota; Metazoa; Chordata; Mammalia; Primates; Lemuridae
Gene: PLP2
Product: proteolipid protein 2
Exons: 5
Coding region: 162-620 (152 amino acids)
Cellular component (GO): membrane
Source: RefSeq, a predicted model, not a curated record
GCCCCGCCCGCCUCUGCUCAGCUCGGUGAUUCACUCCCUCCUUCGCCCCGGGGGCCCCCUUCCCGGCCAGACAGCGGGCAAGACGGCUGGGUGUGCAGCGUCCUCGAACCCGCGAGCAAGCGAGCAGAUCCUCCGCGGCCGCAGGGACUCCGGCCCAUGCCAUGGCGGAUUCUGAGCGCCUCUCGGCCCCAGGCUGCUGGGCCGCCUGCACCAGCUUCUCGCGCACCCGAAAGGGAAUCCUCCUGUUUGCUGAGAUUAUAUUGUGCCUGGUGAUUCUGAUCUGCUUCAGUGCCUCCACGCCAGGAUACUCUUCCCUGUCGGUGGUUGAGAUGAUCCUUGCUGCUAUCUUCUUUGUCAUCUACAUGUGUGACCUGCACGCCAAGAUACCAUUCAUCAACUGGCCCUGGAGUGAUUUCUUCCGAACCCUCAUAGCGGCGAUCCUCUACCUGAUCACCUCCAUUGUUGUCCUUGUUGAGAGAGGAAACCAUUCCAAAAUCGUCGCAGGGGUACUGGGCCUACUCGCUACAUGCCUUUUUGGGUAUGAUGCCUACGUCACCUUCCCCCUUCGGCAGCAAAGACAUACAGCAGCUCCCACUGACCCCACAGAUGGCUCGGUGUAGGCGCACUCCUCUCAUUUCUCUCUGCAACCUGCAAAUAAGUCCUGCAUCGGAAUAACUCCACCCCCACAACACUCCCAGCCUACCAAUUCCCAGCCUCCUAUUGAGGCAAAAGUGCCUUUAUUGGGAGAAUUUUGUCUUCCAGCCUGCCAAUCAACUCCUGGGUGUGACCACUUUUAUGGGUGUGCCUAGGGUCCUCUUUGGUGUCAAAAGGUGAUACCAGUUCUGCCUGAACCAUGCCCCCACCUAAGCCACAAAAUGAGGGAAGAAGGCACCUUAGAUUGUAGAUUCCAGGCCCCAGGUUUUGACCCGCUCCAAAUAAUCUCCCCGCUGUGGGGGAUGGUUCUGUGGAGGGAUGAAUAAAUAAACAGAUUGUUAAAAUAUA